GGUGGCAUCGGGGCCUAAGAGAUAUUAGCAAGUGGCUGAGAGAAAGAAGCAGUUAGCAGAUAUACAGGCGGCAGUGAGAAUGGUUUGCGGUGGUUUCACCUGUUCCAAGAAUGCGCUAAUUGCUUUAAAUGUCGUGUACAUACUUGUUGGACUCUUACUUAUCGGAGUAGCAGCAUGGGGCAAAAGUUACGGCAUUGUUUCCAGUAUAAACAUCAUUGGUGGAGUCAUUGCUGUGGGGGUCUUUCUGCUUCUCAUUGCUGUUGUUGGACUUAUCGGAGCAGUCAAUCACCAUCAAGUCAUGCUGUUCUUUUACAUGGUUAUUUUAUUCCUGGUCUUUUUAAUUCAGUUUGGAGUCUCCUGUUCAUGCCUGGCUCUUAAUCGAAGUCAACAGGUACCCUUGGCUGUAUCACUACCAAUGCUUUGUGAUUUCUCUUUGAAAAGGCCUAGCCUGUUGCAAUUUUUCAUUGGGAUGUCAGUGUCACUGCAUAAACUAGGGUUUAUUUCACAUCGCUAAAUUCCCUGGAGAAGG
Molecule: messenger RNA, 529 nt
Organism: Chiloscyllium plagiosum (whitespotted bambooshark)
Lineage: Eukaryota; Metazoa; Chordata; Chondrichthyes; Orectolobiformes; Hemiscylliidae
Source: RefSeq, a predicted model, not a curated record